GAGUUUUCUGGGGGAAUUUCCUCAUCUUGAGAGCUAACAUACAUUAUAUAAUUUUGUGCAUAAUAUAAAAAUCCCAUCUCUACUUUCCAACUUCUCAUCUCAUAAGCAGCAUACACACCAAAAAAUCUUUCAUUUUUGAUCACCAAUUUUGGCUGAUUUCUUAGUGCUUUCAUGCUUGCUGAAGGCUUGAAAUGGGAAACAAACAAUCACUACCUUACUCUUUUCAGUAUAAUCGACUUUCAUCUUCUUCCCCCCACUCCGACGACAACAACAACCAACAACAACCUCUUCUUCACAAUCACACGAGCCACGACGAGGAGUGCAUGGAGCAACUGAAGUCUGACAUUGACGCUAAUCGGAAAAAGAAUGAAUCCCUGGAAAAGAGGAAUGCGGCUUUGGAGAGACAAGUUUGCGAGCUAAGAGAUACUAUUUACAAACAACAAUCCAGAGUUCCUCCAAUUGUUGAAACCAACGUUGCUGCUCUCAAUAAUCAAAUUCAUGAAUUGAAGUCUGCCGUGUCCAGACUAGAAUCCAGCUCCCAUCAACCCACUCCCGUGAGCACUAGUACUGGAAUGGGAUCAGAUGCUGUCCUGAAGAAAGAGGUUGAUAGACUGGAACAUCGAGUUAUGCAACUAGAAGUUGACUCUUUGAUGGGUGUUAGGAAACAAGAAAUGGAAAAAAUUGUAGAAAAGAAUGCAGAAUUGGAGAACCGACUUGCACAACUAACAACUACUGUUGAUGAACUCAAGUCUUUAUCUUCUCAUGUAAGUAAAUGGUUAUCUUUGUGCUUGUGUUUGACUAUGAUCCCUCUCUCUUGUUAG
Camellia sinensis is the source of this 821-nucleotide messenger RNA. Lineage: Eukaryota; Viridiplantae; Streptophyta; Magnoliopsida; Ericales; Theaceae. The record is from RefSeq and is a predicted model, not a curated record.